UGUUACCUAGAAAAUGGAAGUCAAAAGUCACUGGCAACAUUAUAAAAUCAGAAUGGCUAUUGAUUUUGUUGUGCGUUUCUGUCUCACAACUGGUAUCUAAAACAAUCAGAGUUUUGUUGUUUUCCAUUGCAAAUACAUGCAAAUGAAGAGCUGAUUCUCUUACGCGGUGGAUAGCUCCUGGAUGGUUAUUUAACCCGAAUGGAUUCCACAAAUAUUUCUUACAAAGCCUGCAACGCACGAAACAAAUCAUUUAAACUCAGCAUGCAAAAGGUUUCAAUACUAAUGUGGCUCUGAGAAGAGUAACAUGCAGCAACUGUGGGGAGAACCUGGAGUAUCCGCAAGGCAGGAAUGUGGAAGGUGUCUGUCGGUGUUUCUACACCGCCAAUGAAUCCAAAGUAUCCCCGGUCCAGGGAAUUCACAAGAGGGAUGAACGGUACAAUGGUUGUCGAUCCGAUAACCCGAGGAAAAGAGAGCCCAUGCAUCACGUUGGGAACAUUGAGUUCAAGGGAUCUGGAAAGAAGCGAGGCAAGUUUGUGAUAGAGCACUGCACCACAGACCCAGCAGCCCUCUAUGAGGUCCUGACGGAGGAAUGGAACCUGACACCCCCCCACCUGGUAGUGUCGCUCGUGGGGGGGGAUGAGGACUUCCAGAUGAAACCCUGGCUGAGGGACACUUUGAGGAAGGGGCUUGUGAAAGCAGCGCAGAGCACUGGUGCUUGGAUCGUCACCAGCGGGCUGCGUGUCGGCAUCACCAGGCACGUAGGAGAGGCAGUCCGGGAUCAUUCACUGGCCAGCACCUCUUCAAAGGUCAAGGUCAUUGCCAUUGGAAUUGCACCCUGGAAAAUGAUCCAUGACAAAGAGACAUUGCUCACUGCUAAGCCUGGCAAGCCGGCAUUUUAUGAGACAGCAGAGCAGCCAUCUGGCUCAUUAUAUUCUCUGGACAGCAACCACUCUCAUUUCAUACUGGUGGAUGAGGAUGAGAGGCACAAAGAUGGAACAACUGAGAUGAGAAUCAAACUCCUGAAACACAUCUCUGAGCAGCGCACAGGGUAUAGAGGAACUGGUAUUGAGAUCCCUGUACUUUGCUUACUGGUACAUGGACAACCACAUAUUCUUGAGAGGAUAUACAGGGGGAUGUUGAACUCAACUCCCUGGCUCAUCCUGGCAGGGUCUGGGGGGAUUGCUGACAUCCUGGUGGACAUGAUGAGCAGACCCUGUGACCCUGAUAAUGUGCAGGAGCAGCUGCAGGAGAAAUUCCAUACAGAAUUCGCAUGGACGGACAUCUUAAAAUGUACAAAGAUUAUUCAGAUUAUCCUAGAGCACCGUCACCUCUUAACCAUACACAACCCAGGACAGGAAGGAUCUGACGAACUUGACACGGUCAUUCUGAAGGCACUAGUAAAAGCUUGUAAAAGCCAAAGCCAAGAAGCCCAGGAAUAUCUGGAUGAGCUGAAGCUGGCUGUAGCCUGGAACAGAGUGGACAUUGCCAAGAGUGAGAUCUUCAGUGGAGAGGUGGAAUGGCGGCCUUGUGACCUGGAAGAAGUCAUGAUGGAUGCCUUGGUCAGCAACAAGCCCGAUUUUGUGAAGCUUUUCAUUGACAACGGGAUGAACAUGUGCGACUUCCUGACAUACAGCAAACUCCAGGACUUGUACUGUGCAAUCCCUCCGAAGUGCCUUCUCUACCAACUCCUGCAGAAGAAACACGAGGAGACCAAACUCUCCAUAUCAGCACGGAAUGACAGCAUGGCAGAUUCCCUAGAGCAGAAACCAAAGUUCACUCUGUAUGAGGUCUCCAGAGUGCUCAAAGACUUCCUGCACGAUUCCUGCAAAGGAUUUUAUCAGGAGACCACCAAGAGAGGAACAAUGGAAAGAUCCAGUAUAAAUCGAGUCAGUCAUGUGCAAAAGGCCUCACUUAACAUGAACCAAAAAUGUGAGAAUCCGUGGAGGGAUCUCUUUCUCUGGGCAGUCCUUCAGAACAGACAGGAAAUGGCCAACUACUUUUGGGCUACGGGCCCGGAGGCAGUGGCAGCAGCUCUAGCUGGCUGCAAGAUCCUGAAAGAGAUGGCUCACCUGGAAUCAGAGGCGGAGUCUGCUCGAAGCAUGAAGGAGGCUAAAUAUGAGCAAUUCGCACUGGACUUGUUCAGUGAAUGCUACACCAACAGUGAGGACAGGGCCUUCGCUUUGCUGGUCAGAAAGACAAAGUCCUGGAACAAAACCACCUGCCUAGACCUGGCAACAGAAGCCGAUGCCAAGUCCUUCUUUGCCCAUGAUGGUGUUCAGUCUCACUUGACGAAAAUGUGGUGGGGAGCCAUGAAGUCAGACACCCGGAUAUGGAAACUAGUGCUGUCAUUCUUCUGUCCUCCUCUAAUUUACACCAACUUAAUAACAUUCAGUGAGGACGAGCAUCACACAGUGGAUGGAGCGGAGCAGUUUAAAGAACUUGACAGCCAGGAUAGUGAGAAGGCAAUGCUGCUCACGCAGAGGCAGAACAGUGACACGAUCAAGCCUGAAAAACAGGUAACGGCCAGCAAUAACGUCUGCAUGAAGUUCCUGUUCACGAGAUGGAAGAAGUUCUGGGGUGCCCCGGUCACUGUGUUCCUGGGCAAUGUCAUCAUGUACUUUGCGUUCCUCUUCCUUUUCACUUAUGUCAUCUUGGUGGACUUCCAGCCCCCUCCUCCCUACGGCCCGUCCAUCCCAGAGAUCACCCUCUACUUCUGGGUCUUCACCCUGGUGUUGGAGGAGCUGCGACAGAGUUUCUUUACUGAUGAAGACACCAGCAUCAUAAAGAAGUUCAAGCUCUAUGUGGAAGACAGCUGGAACAAGUGUGACAUGGUGGCCAUCCUGCUGUUCGUGGUCGGGGUGUCUUGCAGGAUGGCAUGGUCUACAUACGAAGCAGGCCGUACAGUCCUGGCCCUAGAUUUCAUGGUGUUUGCUCUCCGGUUGAUUCACAUCUUCGCCAUCCACAAGCAGCUCGGCCCAAAGAUUAUAAUUGUUGAAAGAAUGAUGAAGGAUGUCUUCUUCUUCCUCUUUUUCCUGAGUGUCUGGCUCAUUGCCUACGGAGUGGCCACUCAAGCCCUGCUGCACCCCAACGACAAUCGGGUCGACUGGAUCUUCCGACGCGUGCUUUACCGGCCCUACCUACAUAUAUUUGGACAGAUCCCACUGGAAGAGAUUGAUGGCGCUCGCAUGCCAGAGCAAAACUGCACCAUCGACCCCAUUGAGAUAAUGAAAGAAACGUUUUCCCCGUGUCCUAAUCUAUAUGCAAACUGGCUGGUCAUCCUAUUACUGGUCAUCUUCCUCCUGGUCACCAACGUGCUGCUCCUCAACCUCCUGAUCGCAAUGUUCAGUUAUACCUUCCAGGUUGUUCAGGGAAACGCAGACAUCUUUUGGAAGUUCCAGCGCUACAACCUGAUAGUGGAGUACUUCAGCAGACCUUCCCUGGCACCGCCCUUCAUUAUCAUCAGCCACAUCUCCCAGGUUAUCUGCAGCAUGUUCAAAAAUGCAGAGCCCAAGCAGGAGCUCUUAGAGCGAGACUUUCCAGAAGGUCUUGAUCAGAAACUUAUGACCUGGGAAACAGUUCAGAAGGAGAACUACCUGGCAAAUCUGGAGAAAGAGGAAAGAGAGAGCAGUGAGGAGAGACUGAAGAAAACCUCUCACAAGGUGGAUUCUCUUUUAAAGAUUAUUGGAGGAUUUAAGGAGCAAGAAAAACGACUAGUGACUGUUGAGACGCAGAUUAAGUACUGCAGUGACGUGCUUUCCUGGCUUGCAGACUGUUUCACACAGAGCAGCCUCAAGUGUAACAGAGCAGCUCCAAAACACUCAAGUUCCAUGGUGAGCGGUUCAAAGAAGCAGCAGAGGUGUAUGGCUGAGGAGGAGAGCACUGCCAGGACAGACAUUUUGAUGACUGACUUGAAGUACAUUGAUGACUGACUAUGUAAUACAAACCAACAAUGGACCAGUUAAACACAUUUGCACUGAAGGAUUAAAAACAAGGGUCAGUUAUUAAUAAGUGUAGUAACUCUAAAAAUAAAUUUAGUUUUAAUGUAGUUUUGUGGAAACCUCCAAUUUAACCAACAAACAAGGGUCUGCAAGAUCGGAUUUUACCUACAAGUGAUGGCCAUAAAUGAAGCGUUUACUAUGGAAGUGGUUUCUACUUUAAUGUAACUACAGCACAGUACCAAUGGGUAUAUUUCUGGAAGCUCUCUUCCCUAAUGCCACAAUCCCCCGUAGGCCCGGUUGUGCAAUUUGGAUUAUUUUUAAGCUUUUUCCAUUUUUUAUGCAAGCACAAUUAAAACAACUUAAGUCUUUAGCUUUGUGAGAUACAUAUUAUUUAAAGAUACAUAUUAAAAGAUGAUAUUGUUGAAAGAGGCUAACAGAUGCAUUGACUUGAUUGGAACAUAGCUCAGUCUGUUAUCGAUCAGAUCACCCAAUCUCAUGGGCUAUAACAAUGAAAACAGGGACCAUGUAUAUAAAAUACAGCUGGAAUCAAUGAAGUACUUUCCUUAUAUAUAGUCCUGCAUCCGUUUAGCAGAGUGGUCUAAUUUGGAAUACUGUGGUGUGCCCAAAAGACUCCA
Messenger RNA from Acipenser ruthenus (sterlet), 4573 nucleotides. RefSeq names its product transient receptor potential cation channel subfamily M member 5-like. The record is from RefSeq and is a predicted model, not a curated record. NCBI's taxonomy places the organism in Eukaryota, Metazoa, Chordata, Actinopteri, Acipenseriformes, Acipenseridae. The coding region runs from base 477 to 3929 and encodes 1150 amino acids. Gene Ontology annotation, cellular component: membrane. Gene Ontology annotation, molecular function: ligand-gated calcium channel activity; calcium-activated cation channel activity. Gene Ontology annotation, biological process: calcium ion transmembrane transport. The transcript is spliced from 26 exons.